CCUUGCUUCUCUCUCUAUCCUCUCCAUUUCUUCAUAAAUCCUCAUCACUCUAGCUAGUUUCCAAACUAAGAAAAAAAACUCGAUCAUAUUAGUACUGAUCCGGACUGAGGUAUUGUUGGGGGGCCGGAGUACUGCAAUGAGGAUGAGCAACAAUAUUGGGCAGUUCGGUGACACCACACUGACCAAGGUGUUCGUCGGCGGGCUGGCAUGGGAGACACCCAAUGAGGUCAUGCGACAGCACUUUGAGAAGUACGGUGAGAUCCUUGAGGCCGUUAUUAUCUCCGAUAAACUCACGGGAAGAUCCAAGGGCUACGGAUUUGUUACAUUUAAGGAAGCCGAAGCAGCAAAGAAAGCUUGUGAGGACGCCACGCCCUUCAUCAACGGUCGCCACGCCAACUGCAACCUUGCUUCUCUCGGCGCUCGCCGCCCCAGAUCCACCGCCACUCCUCCUCCCCCUCCUCCUCCUCCUCAACAAGGAUCAAUCGUUGGACCAAGGUGCAUUUCACCAGCACCUGUCAAUCAUUUCCAAUGGUACUAUCCUACAGGAACACCGGCAGCAACAUCUCCAGCUCCAGCUUCCUACCAGAAUCAUCAGGCCGUUUCCUUUUAUGGGUAUUUCCCUAGCUACAUUGCAACCAAUAUUAGCUAUAAUCAUAAACUAAGCUACUCCGGCGGGGCCUAUAUGAACGGGCAUUUCUCCCCACAGGCGUACCCUGGGCAUGCAAUGAUAGGGGCGAACACGUUGAUGCCGAUGUACCCGCUGUAUCAUUUCCAUCAUCAAUCGCAGUCGACGAUGGGAGUACCGGCCCAUAUAUUCCCAGCAACGACGGCAGGGGCCGUGGUGGCAGUGCCGCAGGCAAUCAUGUCCAAACCUGCAAUAUCGAUUGCUUCCAACACAGGUACGGUCGGGACAGGUGAAGGUAUUAUUUAAGAAGAAGGUUGGCUAAGCUUGCAAAUAAAUACUCCUAGCAGAGGAGAAGAUUGAAAAGCUGCUGCUCAGAGCAACAUUAUUAUCUGAUCUGUUGUGGCUCUAUAUAUAUCUUUCCAUUUUUUCAAAAAAAAAAAAAGAAGCUUAAAUUAUAUUUAUUUGAUAAAUUAAAUAUUUUUAG
Rubroshorea leprosula is the source of this 1109-nucleotide messenger RNA. NCBI's taxonomy places the organism in Eukaryota, Viridiplantae, Streptophyta, Magnoliopsida, Malvales, Dipterocarpaceae. The record is from the annotation of a GenBank genome assembly.